Molecule: messenger RNA, 930 nt
Organism: Penicillium cosmopolitanum
Lineage: Eukaryota; Fungi; Ascomycota; Eurotiomycetes; Eurotiales; Aspergillaceae
Product: sulfotransferase family protein
Exons: 4
Coding region: 1-930 (309 amino acids)
Source: RefSeq, a predicted model, not a curated record
AUGCCUUCACAGGUUCUCCGGUUUCCGGAUGGAAACAUGGUGAUGACGGAUAUUGACCGUCGUUACUGUUCACGCGAAGUGCCAAUGAGGGUAUUGGCUCUUGGUCUCUGUCGUACUGGCACGUUGUCGUUGACAAAAGCACUGAAAACUAUGGGGUAUUCCCAUACUUGUCACGCUAAUGAUGCCAUAUUUUCCAACUCCCGAGACUGUGAGUUAUGGAUGCAGGCUUUGCGUGCCAAGUUUGAUGGUAAAGGGAAACCCUGGGGGCGCAAAGAGUUUGACCAACUUCUGGGUCAUUGCCAGGCCGUUACAGACAUUCCUGCUAUUUGCUUUGCUGAAGAGCUAAUCAAAGCUUACCCCGAGGCGAAGGUCAUUAUUACUACCCGCGAUGUGGACGCAUGGCAUAAGUCCGCAAAAAGUACUAUCAACUCUUUGAUUACAUCCCCAUUUUUCCACGUGUUCAAUGUGGUAGAUGCAAUUCUUCGAACCCGCGUGCGCAUGGUAAGGCCAACAUUUGCCAAGGCAUGGAAUGAGCUUUUCGAGGGCAGCUUUGAGCUUAAUGCUCGACGGGUGUUCUUUGAACACCAGGAAAAGAUCAAAUCGCUCGUGCCUUCGGAUAAUCUCUUGAUCUACCAACUCAAAGAAGGGUGGGAACCAUUGUGCAAAUUCCUUGAUCAACCGAUUCCUUCCAUCUCAAUGCCCCAUGAAAAUGAGAUGAAAGUCAUGCAACAGAAAUUCAACAAAGCACUCUUGUACAAUGCUCGAGAGUAUUUGAUUCAGUCAUUCUAUCUUCUGUCUUCGGGUUCGUUUAUCUUGCUCGUAUUAUCGUCCAUGUGUGGAGAUGAAAUUAUUGGCCCACGGUUACUCUCUGUGGUAUGGUCGUUGGUGGAUCAAUGGAAACUGGUUCUUGCUGCUAUGUCCAACCCAUGA